AUGGAUUAUAUUCAUAAAUCAGGUGCAAAAAAGAGAAAAGAACGAGACUUACGAGAAAAAGCUGCAAAAAAGGGGCAAACUACUCUUGACCAUGUAAGUUUUUUUACUAAACUCACUGAUUCUCCAACCUCUGUAAAUCAAGAAACUCUUCAAACAUUUCAAAAUUCUCCCAUCAUUCCUAGUACAAUAGUUGAUAAACUACAAACAUACCAAAAUCCAUCUAGCUCAACCAAAUCUGACCAACCGGGAACUAUUUGCUCUAUGUUAAUAACUAGUGCCGAAACAUUUACAAGCAUUAAUAUUGACGAGAAAAAAUCUAAAACUGUUAAUACUUUAUUUACAAUUACAGAUCCAAAACAUCCCGGCAGUUCUAAGCCUUACGAUUUUGACGUAGGACAGUUUGAAUUUUUAAUUUUAAAACAAGAUGAUAUAAGUCAGGCAGUCCUUCGUGGUCCUUCUCCCCACCCACCUUAUUUCCCAGAAGAUAAAGAAGGGCGUGCUUUUCCUCGUUCUGUUUUAACGUAUACACUUCAAAAUAAUGAAAAAAUAUGCAGAGAUUGGCUUGUAUGGAGUAAGAUUAAAAAAUCACUGUAUUGCUUUCCGUGUAGGUUAUUUAGUAAACUACCACAACCAAGUAGAUCAAUGUUGUCAACUCCUGAAGGAUACUCUGCAGACAACAAGUGGAAAAAAUUACAUGAUAGAAUAACACCUCAUGAAAACAGUGUCAAUCACAAAAUGUGUUAUGUAGAAUGGCGUUGUCUGGAGUCUCGUAUAGAUAGUAAAACAACUGUAGACAUGUUGCUGUGUGAUAAUAUAAAAAAUGAAGCAGAUAGGUGGAGACAAAUUUUGCGACGAAUUUUAGAUGUAGUGAUUUUUCUAGGAGAACGAGGCCUAUCAUUUAGAGGGGACAGUCAUCUUGUAGGGAACCCACAUAACGGUAACUUCUUAGGUAUUCUAGAGUUAUUAAGUAAUUAUGAUCCCUUGUUGAAAGAGCAUAUGAGUAAAGUCAGAGAGUCUCAGUCAACUCAUAGCCGUAUGCAAGUACACUACCUUUCCCCUGACAGUCAAAACGAAUUUAUUAAAUGUUGUUCUAACCAUGUUACACAAGCUAUUUUGAAAGAAAGAGAAGAUGCUAAGUACUACUCAAUUAUUGUAGAUGCAACUCCAGACUCAUCUCAUCGACAACAGACCGUAUUUAUAUUGAGAUAUCUGACUUUAUGUUCCACAGAUCAGAGUUCUGAGUAUGAAGUACAAGAACGUUUUCUUGCUUUUGUAGAUUGCAACAAAAAAACCGGUGAGGCAAUAGCAGAGCUUAUCCGGAGUACUCUAGCUGAGCAUCAUAUUCUACUAAGUGAUUGCCGUGGUCAAGGAUAUGACAAUGGUAGUAACAUGAGUGGACAGUAUAAAGGUGCGCAGAGUCGAAUUAUGAAAGAAAAUUCUCUAGCUCUUUUUUCACCAUGUGCCUGUCACAGUUUGAAUCUUUCUAGCCCUCAGAGAUGGGAAAUCUUGCAAGGACAUCUGAAAUGUUCACUUCACAACAUGUCUGAUACAAGAUGGUCUUCAAGAAUUGAAUGUGUCAAGCCAUUUUCUAUGAACAUAGUAGGCAUUAAAGAGGCGAUCAAAGAGGUUCAAAAUCUUAAUCUAACUGCUGAAACUUUAAAUGAUCUUAGGGGACUUUCCAAGUAUGCCGAUUCAUUUGAAUGUGUAAUUAUGGCCUCUAUUUGGUUUAAAGUGCUGACCACAAUCGACUAUAGAAAUAAAGUCUUACAAACAAGAAAAUGUACAAUUGACGUGGAAGUGAAAAAUUUAGACAGCUUGAUAAAUGAUUUGACACAUUUAAGAAAUAACUGGGAAAUGAUUUUGGAAGAGUGUAAGCUUGUUGGUGGAAAUCUAAAUAGUGCAAUAACCUUUCCAAAAAAACGUACCAUAAGAAAGAAACUAGCUGAUGGGUCAACUCAAGUAGAUGAUUGCAACCGAGAAGAGAAGAUUAAGCAGGUGUUUUAUACUAUAAUUGACUGUGUGAUAGCCAAUAUUACAGUACGGUACACUGCUGUUCGAAACAUAGAUGAAAUGUUUAAUUUUCUAUGGAAAUUUCCAAAAUUUUCAACUGCAGAACUUGCUGAAAAAUCAAACACAUUUGUCAAUUUGUAUAGCAGUGACGUUUCUAGAGAUCUGGUGGAAGAAAUUAAUCACUUGAAAUCAAUUCAGGCAGCUAACUUCAAAAAUGACCUUUCACCUCUUAAUCUCCUUAACACACUAGAAAAACAAAAACUGAAAAGCAUUUUUCCAAAUGUAUGUAUUGCUCUGAGGUUAUUCUGCACACUGCCAGUGACUGUAGCUGAAGCAGAAAGAUCUUUCAGCACACUAGCAAGAGUAAAGAACUUUCUCCGAUCAACCAUGGCUCAAGAUCGACUUUCAAGUUUGGGCACACUUGCUAUGGAACCUGAUCUUGCUAGACAAUUGGAUUAUAAUAGCAUUAUCGAUACUUUUGCAAACAAAAAAGCUAGAAAAGCUAUUUUUUAA
Molecule: messenger RNA, 2523 nt
Organism: Aphis gossypii (cotton aphid)
Lineage: Eukaryota; Metazoa; Arthropoda; Insecta; Hemiptera; Aphididae
Product: zinc finger MYM-type protein 1-like
Exons: 2
Coding region: 1-2523 (840 amino acids)
Molecular function (GO): protein dimerization activity
Source: RefSeq, a predicted model, not a curated record